This is a messenger RNA of Lolium perenne, 832 nucleotides long. Its product is annotated as large ribosomal subunit protein uL11x. Lineage: Eukaryota; Viridiplantae; Streptophyta; Magnoliopsida; Poales; Poaceae. The record is from RefSeq and is a predicted model, not a curated record. Gene Ontology annotation, molecular function: large ribosomal subunit rRNA binding; structural constituent of ribosome. Gene Ontology annotation, biological process: translation. Gene Ontology annotation, cellular component: ribosome; cytosolic large ribosomal subunit.
GCCGAACCCUACUGCUCUUCCAAAGCCUCUCCCAAACCCUCCUGCCGCCGCCGCCGCCGCCGCCGCCGCCGCCGCCGCCUCCCGCAACCGAGCAGCAGCCAUGCCUCCCAAGCUCGACCCGUCGCAGGUGGUGGAGGUCUACGUCCGCGUGACGGGAGGCGAGGUCGGCGCGGCGUCGUCGCUUGCCCCCAAGAUCGGUCCUCUCGGUCUCUCCCCCAAGAAGAUCGGUGAGGACAUCGCCAAGGAGACGGCCAAGGACUGGAAGGGCCUCCGCGUCACCGUCAAGCUCACCGUCCAGAACCGUCAGGCGAAGGUCUCCGUCGUCCCGUCGGCCGCGGCGCUCGUCAUCAAGUCCCUCAAGGAGCCCGAGAGGGACAGGAAGAAGGUGAAGAACAUCAAGCACAACGGGAACAUCAGUCUUGACGACGUCAUCGAGAUCGCCAAGAUUAUGUCGCCCAGGUCCAUGGCCAAGGAGAUGACCGGGACCGUCAAGGAGAUCCUCGGUACCUGCGUCAGCGUUGGGUGCACCGUCGACGGGAAGGACCCCAAGGACCUGCAGACGGAGAUCGACGACGGCGAGGUCGAGAUCCCCUCCGCUUGAAGACCUGACAUGAGGUGAUUGCCAUCUGAUGAUAUGGAAGCCGUGUCAUGUUCCAAAUGUUUCUUAUGUACCCACCAAACAAUAUGAUCCCUCCUAUUUUUGUCAUGCUUUAGUAGUAGUAAUCUUGUGAGACCUCAGUUGUUACUACUGCGUGGUUGGUCUUUGCAAUGUAGUUUCUGAACUUGGAUAACUUAAUCUAUACCAUUCAGUGUGGUGAAAGGUUUCUUGCUA